AUGGAAAACGUUAUUAAUUCCUUGAAAAGCACGGCAUUGAGCAUCGGUGAAUCAUUAACACCAGUUCUAACUCAAUCGAAAUUCCGAGAAACAGGUGUGAUAACACCGACGGAAUUCGUUGCCGCUGGUGAUUUCCUUGUUCAUCAUUGCCCGACAUGGAAAUGGGCGACUGGUGAUGAGAGCAAAGUGAAAAGUUAUUUACCGAAAGAGAAGCAGUUUCUAGUCACGCGCAAUGUUCCGUGUUACAAACGAUGUAAGCAUAUGGAACAUAAAGAUAACUUAGAGAAGAUUGUCGAUGAAGAGAAUGG
This is a messenger RNA of Adineta ricciae, 308 nucleotides long. Lineage: Eukaryota; Metazoa; Rotifera; Eurotatoria; Adinetida; Adinetidae. The record is from the annotation of a GenBank genome assembly.